CCUCUGGUUGAUUGAGUGCAUUGAAUGCACAUGGUUAUUUUGAGCACGUUUAUUGUUGUAAAAAUAUUGCAAGUUUUAAAAUAAAUUUAAAUUAUUAGUAAAUAUGAAGUUUCGCAAUAAGCAAAGUAAGCGCAUGCCGGCGCGGAAGAGAUACAAGAUUGAGAAAAAGGUUCGUGAACACAACCGCAAAAUGAGGAAAGAAGCUAAGAAGCAUUCUAAAAGAAAACCCAAGAUAGUGGAAAUACCAAAUCAGUGUCCAUUCAAAGAGGAUAUAUUGAAAGAAGUAGAAGCAAUGAAGAAGCAACGGGAGGAGGAAAAACAGAAGCGGAAAGAGGCGGCACGUGAAAGAAAACGCGAACUUGCCAAGGAUGAUCUCCAAGGGUUGGUUAAACAGGCUGAAAAUAAGCAGUUGACACAUAAAUUGAUAGAAAUAGGUUCUGUUCAAACAAAAAAUGUCAUUGCUAAAGAAGAAAAUUCACUUAAAGCAUAUUACAAGGAAUUCAAAAAGGUUCUAGAUGCAGCUGACGUUAUUCUUGAAGUUGUCGAUGCUCGUGAUCCAUUAGGAACACGAUGCAAAGAGGUAGAAGAAACAGUCCGAGCUGCAGGAAAUAAGAGACUGGUGUUGGUUCUGAACAAAGCUGAUUUGAUUCCCAGAGAUAAUUUAGAUCAAUGGCUAAAAUAUUUGAGAGCCAGUUUACCUGCCGUGGCAUUUAAGUCGUCCACACAAAACCAAGCAAAUCGAUUAGGUAGAAGAAAAUUAGGAAAGAAAAGAGAAUCCAUGAUACAGAGCAACACUUGCUUUGGAGCGGAAUUACUCCUGUCGUUACUCGGAAAUUAUUGUAGAAAUAGUAAUAAUGUAAAAACGAGCAUUAGAGUAGGUGUUGUUGGUUUGCCAAACGUAGGAAAAUCUAGCGUUAUUAAUUCUUUGAAACGCAAUAAAGCGUGCAACGUAGGAAAUAUUCCAGGCAUAACAAAAACGAUGCAAAUUGUUCAGUUAGAUUCUAAAAUAAAAUUGUUAGAUUCUCCUGGUAUAGUAUUUGCUAAUUCAGAUGAAAAUUCUGAUGAUACAUCUGUAGCUCUAAAAAAUGCAGUAAGAAUUCAAGCCUUAAAAGAUCCUUUUAAGCCAGCGACUGCGAUUUUGAAAAGAGUUUCGCGACAACAGAUAAUGGAGUUGUAUGAUAUGCAAGAUUUUUCAACGCCUGAUGAAUUUUUUGCUAUGAAAGCAGCACGAAUGGGAAAAUAUAAGAAAGGCGGAAUACCUAAUGCGACUGCUGCUGCGCGCGGUAUUAUUGAGGAUUGGAAUUCUGGAAAAAUCAGAUAUUAUACAGUUCCACCUGAACAAUCGGUAUGUCACAUAUCCGCCGAAAUAGUUAGUCAAGUAGCUAAAGAAUUUGAUAUUGAAAGUUUUGCUGCAGAAGAAAGAAUGAUGCUCGAUAAUUUCGCGACACAUUCUACGAAUAAUCCCACAGAUUCUGCCCUUAUCAACAGUACAGGGCCUGUCACGACGGCAAUGGAGAUCGAAAUCCAAAAGGAUGCGGAAUAUAAAGUGCAGAAGAAAUUAAAAAAGAAGUUGCAAGAUAUAAAGAAGGAUAAGUGUACUGAAAGGAAAAAGAAACCAGAUCCACUUUUCGAGAUUGAAGGCAAUCAAAAAUUAAAUAAACUCAAGAAACUUCUAUUCAAAAAGGAAAAAAAACAACAAUUGAGAAGAGAAAAAGCUACUGUCAAGUUAACGGAACAGCUUGAAGGAAUUAAAUUUACUUCUGAUAAUUAUGAUUUCAAUAUGGACUUUACAAAUGCAUAGGUAUUGUAAUAAAUAUAGUACGUAUCUAUGGUUAUCAAUAUUUUUUUAUUUCACGAAAGCAGAAAACAGUUAGGAAAUGAGAGCACAACUAGUUACGCGAUUGGUACAGAGCAGUCUAUCGCUGCAACCUCAAUUAAUUAACAGAACAUGACAAAUGCCAAUUCGGCAAGAACAGUAGAGAAAAAUGAAAAAUACAACCAAAAGUAUGAAAGCAAGCGAGGAGUUAGUUAGAAUUUACUGUUUAUGCGUUACUUUGUUCUAAAAUAAUAUAACUUCGCAAAAAUGAUGA
Molecule: messenger RNA, 2090 nt
Organism: Cyphomyrmex costatus
Lineage: Eukaryota; Metazoa; Arthropoda; Insecta; Hymenoptera; Formicidae
Gene: Ns1
Product: Nucleostemin 1
Exons: 8
Coding region: 104-1801 (565 amino acids)
Cellular component (GO): nucleolus
Molecular function (GO): GTP binding
Source: RefSeq, a predicted model, not a curated record